AUCUAUCGAUCCCGGACAGAACGUCUGUUACGCUAUAUGUUCCGUGUAAAUCCAUGCUUUUACUGUUUUGGAUUUCAAUGCAUCCUUGCAGUAUUAUUAACAAUUUCAUCAAUAGAAUUUAGUCGUAUUGAACGAGAGAAUAAAGUAUUAGAUGAAUCAAAAAAUAUUAUACCAUUUGUUGAAUGUACCUAUAAAAGGAUACCUGAAUUUUCAACUUUGAGCUGUGCUGAAGAUGAUGAUCAAAAUGCUUUUAUUUCACGAUUUCAUGAAAAUAAUUCAACAAAUUCGCAAUGUAUUGAUCGUGUUGAUCUGGUAAUGUAUAAACAUUUCAUUUUUAAUUAA
Molecule: messenger RNA, 342 nt
Organism: Loa loa (African eye worm)
Lineage: Eukaryota; Metazoa; Nematoda; Chromadorea; Rhabditida; Onchocercidae
Exons: 3
Source: RefSeq, a predicted model, not a curated record